Molecule: messenger RNA, 1013 nt
Organism: Solanum lycopersicum (tomato)
Lineage: Eukaryota; Viridiplantae; Streptophyta; Magnoliopsida; Solanales; Solanaceae
Source: RefSeq, a predicted model, not a curated record
GUUGUCAUAAUUUCCAUUAAAUUCAUUCUUCUACUGAUCUCUCAUAAUCUUCUCUCUGAAUUGAUACAAUGAAUCUAUUCAACAAAUCGAAAAGAAAUUCUAAUGAAAGAAUCUACUGUCGUACGUGCAGAAAUCCAGUUGCACGCGUUCAAGAUUAUAUUCGGAGGGUUCGUCGAGGAACGAUCAUAAUUAGAAGAGUGUAUAAUGUUUACGUACCAGGCGAUAUGGAUCAUCUGUAUGGAUUUGUCACAGCUGAUACUUACUGUGGCCGAUGUGGAACGUUGAUUGGGUGGAAAUUUAUUGUAGUCCCACUAGGGUCCGUGGCUGCUAGAGCAGGAAGAUUCAUGUUGAUGUCGAGAAAGGUUGCUUUCUGGGAUGGUGUACCAUUGCUUCGUUUAAAUGCAAAUCAAGGUUUAGGCGCUAAUGAGCAAAAUGCAAAUCAAGAUUUAGGCGUUAAUGAGCAAAAUGCAAAUCAAGAUUUAGGCAUUAAUGAGCAAGAUGGAGACGCUAAUGCUGCAGUUCAAGAUGGAGGCGGAAAUGAACAGAAUGAUGAUCAAGAUGUGGGCGCUAAUGCUGUAGUUCAAGAUGGAGGCAGAAAUGAACAGAAUGAUGAUCAAGAAGUGGGCGCUAAUGCUGCAGUUCAAGAUGGAGGCGGAAAUGAACAGAAUGAUGAUCAAGAUGUGGGCGCUAAUGCUGCAGUUCAAGAUGGAGCUAGAAAUGAACAGAAUGAUGAUCAAGAUGGCGGGGAUCCAAUGAACUGAAUGAAGAUUCGAUGCAGAGCAGCUAAUGAUGUGAAUGUAGACAUUGAUAGCCUACUCAUGCUGACAUACUGCUUAUACAAAGUGCUAUAAUUCGUAAUUGUGUGAUAUUCUGUUUCCAUUUCUGUUUUGAGACUCAACUUUUUACACGUUCGAGCUCCGUUCUCUGUAUGCUGUUUAGUUUGUUUUUAAUUUCCUUUAACUGCAACAGCUAUACAGUACUCAAUGCUAGUGAACUUUUUGUUUGUUUUCUUA